UGUAUCUGAGUUGUACUAAGGUCAAUGUUUUGACUAGAAAAUGAAGGUUGUCUUUGUGUAGUAAAACGCAGAUUUCGAGCAAAUAAAGAUCCUUUAAAGAUGGGCAAUUGUUUAAAGGCACAGAGUAACGAUGAUAUUUCUCUCCUACGAGGAAAUGAGAACCAGGAGAGCGUCGAGCAGGCGCUGGGACCACCACCUCCUUAUCAGGAGCAAAGAACUCCAGUGUAUCAUCCAACACCAAAUGUGAGCAGGCAAGCAAGCCAACUGACAGAAGAGGAACAAGUUAAAAUUGCUAAACGACUCGGCCUUAUCAAUCACCUUCCUACUGGCAUCUAUGAUGGCACUUCAAAGAAAGGCAAAGAAUGUGUGAUAUGUAUGGGUGAUUUUUCUGUUGGUGAACAAUUGAGAAUAUUGCCGUGUAUGCAUUCUUACCACAAAGAUUGUAUUGAUGAUUGGCUGAUGAGAUCGUUCAUUUGCCCCUCCUGUAUGGAACCUGUGGACGCAGCGUUGUUAUCCACAUAUGAAACAAGUUAGGGUUGUGAGCUUCUGUUGUGAUAGAGACAUCCUUAUUGGUGAUACUUCUGCAGGUGUCAACUGCAGUGUAUGAAAAGUGUUAUACCUGUGGCUGCAACUGCUGCCUAUGGAGUGAUCUGAAUACAACUGUACACUGGCUUGAACAUUUUGUCUCUGUGUAGCCAAACAGAGCUCCAACAAACAUGGAAGUCAAGUGUACAACGUCUGUGAUGCAUUUAUUUGUUAAGAAACAUGGUUUAUUCUGUUGAACAUGUUACAUAAACCAUAUUGAAAAAGUUUAUGCAAAAUUUAGUUAAUACAUGUAUAUUUUUUCACUAGCUUUGCUCAUCCUUAAACUUUCAGCUAGUAUUGGUUGUUUGCUGUUCAGAGUAUACCUAAUAUUGCAUCAUGUAGUCUGUUGUAAAAGUUCAGGAUUUUCAAAGCAGUUCUAGUCAAUAAUUAUUCCAAUAAAUGCAGUACUUCAUGAUAUUUUCCUUUCAUUUGAAUAAAUACUCCUAAGGUAAAUUUAUACAUCUUAAAAUCUCUUUUUACCUGAUGUCCUAAUAUAAAAUGUAGAAUGUAAAUCAAAUGGUCACAUUGAGUUGCUUUAAAUUCAAUUUCCAUGGUGUUUUCAUUUGAAUUGAAAAUCAUUUUCAAAUUUCAAGAUGGCAUUAAAGACUAUUCCACAAUUAUUUUUUGUCAUGUGUUUUUUACAUCAGGGUAUUUGACCUUCAACCAUGCUUCAAAUAGAGAAACAUAACUUACAUUUCUUUUUAUUGCAUAAAGGAUAUAAAUGGUUGUGCACUAGUUUAGAUUGUUUAUAACAGUGGAUGCUUAUUUGUGAAAUUUACAUGCCCAAACUUUGUCAUGAUUUUAAGGAGCUUAAUUCAGUAUAUGGUAUUUAAACAAGAUUUUAAAUUAUUUUUUAAUGUGAGUUUUUAACACCAAAAUAUUGAUAUGGUUAAUUAAUGAAGAACACCAAAUAAUUGUUGUUGAAUUCUGCUGAAAUACAAACAUUAAAUUUUGAAAUGUUUGUUCCUAUAUCGUAGCAUUGAAAAUAAUAUGUAACUUUUAUUGCUUAAGGGAAGUUAAAGCAUAUAUACCAUAUAAUUAUUCAUGUGACUAUCCAUUGGGAAAUUUGCGGGCAAUUUCCAUCUUUUAAAUAUAUAAUUAAGAUGUAGUAUCGGCAAGAAAACCUGAUGUUGAUCUUGAUACAUUUUAUAAUGAACCGGUGUACAUCUGUGUUGCAAUAUGUUCUCCUUAUCUUAUUUUCUCUAUUAUGAUAAUGGUGUGAUCGAUCUAUGGUGGCAUUACUCAUCAAUCAUAUUUCCAUAGAUAAACAAGACCAUACUUAUGUAAAUAUACAUGUCAUGAAUCCACUUUCCUCACUAGCUGUCGUAAAUGGAAACUGAUAUUGUAGGUUUAGCCACUGGAAAUGUCGUUUGAAUAUUCAGAUUUAUGGUUUCUUUUGCCAGUUAUUUAUGACUGGUUUAACCUUUAACAUUACAUAAAUAACAAAAAUAUAUUGAACAUGUUGACGGAGACAACUGUUUGAUUGAAAUCAUGAACAGCCAAUGCUUGUUUCCUACAUUAUUGAAUACUGUCACUUUAUGUGAACAUGUUUUAAAAAUAAUUUUAGUAUAUUACAAUUCAGAUAUUUUUUUAGCUUUUGUUACAAUAUAAUAAUUGUGUGUGUGUUGAUAUUAUCAAUGGCGGUGAAUGAUAGGGAAGGCCUAACCAGUCGUGUUUGUAUUGUGAUGUUUUGUAUCCAUUUAUUGUCUCCAUUCUGUGAAAACCAAGAAAUUAUGAAUUAUAUUUAAUUAUAAACCAUUACUUUACAUAUAAAUUUGUUGUUAAUGAUAAAUACUGUGUGUUAAAGCUGUACUCUCACAGAUUUACCAUUUUUACAACUUUUUUAUUUCUUGUCUUGCAAAUUUUUGUGUAAAUAUCUGCAAACCAGUGAAAAAGACUGCUGACAAUAUAUUAGAUCACAGAUUCAGUUCGAAAACAAAUGUUUUUUGGCUUAAAGCGUUACUAAUGGGUUAAGAAAAAUGCCUAAAACAUCCAUACUUAAAUAGAAAAAUCUGUGACUAAUUUUUUGUCAGCAGUCUUGUGUGAAUGGUUUACAUGCAUUUUCACAAAAAGUUUGUCAAAAUGUUCAAUCUGUGAGAGUGCAGCUUAAAUGAAGUUAAGUGCACUUGAGAAUGUGUUUGGCUGUUUGUGAGUUUAGCUGAUUGUGAUACAUAUCAACAGUUUCUAUUUAUGCCUGGAAAACUGCGUUACAGUUUUGUAGUGAGACUAACAGUCUUACUAAUAUAUAAAUCACCAUGUAUGCUUCAUGCUUUAGUUGCUUUAAUAGUUUUUACUUUUGUUCAGAUAUCAUUUUGUUUGUGUCGAUAUUUUAACUGUGUGCUUCUGAUGAUUGAUUGAAUGUGUCUCACUUCGUCCAAUGCUAAGAAGACUGGCUGACCCUCUCCUGUGCUUCAUUCCUGCAUAUAUCUGAACUCAGAGCGAUGUUUUAUAUUAAGACAGCCAAAUAUGGUAAAGCAUUUAUCAUUUCAUAGCAAACUUUGGUGUUAGUAUGCAGUAAUCAAAAAUAAAAUUUUCAAUUAUAAAUUUAUUACUUUAAGUGCUGCAAUGUGACGGAAAAGGUUUUUCAUGUGCAAUCAAAAAUUAAAGCCAAUUAAUUUUUGUACAAGUUAGAAAAUAACAGCGCUAUAGUCAUUUUGGGGAAAACAUUUUUCUAUAUUAGUAAUAGUGACUCCACCUCCCUCAAAGCAAUCCCAAGCCAGCUCUUCACAUAAGCUACCUACAUAUUGAGUUUCAUCACUAUCCAACAUUCCUCUACCUGCACACCAAGUUUCCUCAUUCUCCAUCAAAAGAGAAAAAAAAAAAAACAGUUGUACUCUGGAUUAUCAAUUUAAAAUGGUGAUGGAACAAUAAGUUUGUUGAUAAGAGAAGAUGGUAACUUAUUUAUUAAGUCUUUGUCCCAACUAUUGAAACACAUUAUUUCUCAAACCUAGUGUGUUUUGAAAGUAUAAAUAUACAAGUGUCCUAGCAAAUCAAGGGUGGAAUGCGAAAAGGUCUAAGUGACAUUAAAUAAAGAACAAGAUAGAACCUUUUUGCUUUGACCCCUCGAAAUGUGGUUCCAUUUCUUCUUAUUGAAAGUAUCUUUAUUUAAAAAACCUCAACAUAUGAAAUGAUGGGACUCUUAUAUAGGGGUUCAUAUAUUUUCACCUGUUCAAUUUUUGUUCGUGGUUAGCUUGGGAUUUCAUUUAUUCUGUGAAUUACAAUAUUACAUAGUUUUUGUGUUAUUUGUAAUAAAUGUACCAUAGUUUGAAUUCAUAUUCACUAGCUGUAUGGCGUCAUAAAGGAUCUCAAAUAACUUACUGUUUUGUUAUAAUCUGCUUGUAUAGUAUUACAGUUCUACAUUUAAGCCAAGCAUCUUCUAUGCUAUGAUGUUACGUAUUUCUUCUAUUAAGUAUGUAUCAAAUAUCUGCCCUGAAACUCACAUUUUUAAACUUUUAAAUCUUAAUUGUGCUAUAUCAAAACUGUGCUGACUGUAAACAGGGGUACAGUAUCACCUCUGAUAUUUAUUACAUGAACAUGUAACAGAUAUGUUGAAGACAAUUUUAUGCAAAAACAAGUUUAUGUAAUCAUCUUCUUGAAUGUGAGUUACACCAAAUUAAAAAAAAACCCAUACCUAUGGCAUUUCAUUUGUGACCUGUGCUAAUAUACUAGUGCGUAUUGUUAAAACCAUCAUUGUUUCAUAGUUUCUCUCUUGUGUCUUUCUCACUUACAUGUGGUGUAUGUCUGUUGUAUAUAUGCCACACUAACAUGUAUCUGAAUUGUGUGCAAUUAAAUAUUGUUUUUGUUGUAUCUGUAGUCAAACAGUAUGCUUUGUUCCAAUAAAUAUAUUUAAAGAUAA
Molecule: messenger RNA, 4441 nt
Organism: Mya arenaria
Lineage: Eukaryota; Metazoa; Mollusca; Bivalvia; Myida; Myidae
Product: RING finger protein 11-like
Exons: 3
Coding region: 100-534 (144 amino acids)
Source: RefSeq, a predicted model, not a curated record